Molecule: messenger RNA, 2103 nt
Organism: Zygotorulaspora mrakii
Lineage: Eukaryota; Fungi; Ascomycota; Saccharomycetes; Saccharomycetales; Saccharomycetaceae
Gene: GAL10
Product: bifunctional UDP-glucose 4-epimerase/aldose 1-epimerase
Exons: 1
Coding region: 1-2103 (700 amino acids)
Biological process (GO): beta-D-galactose catabolic process via UDP-galactose, Leloir pathway
Cellular component (GO): cytosol
Molecular function (GO): carbohydrate binding; UDP-glucose 4-epimerase activity
Source: RefSeq, a predicted model, not a curated record
AUGACACAAAGUGAAAAGACAUCUAAGAAAUACGUGCUAGUCACUGGUGGUGCAGGCUACAUUGGAUCGCACACGGUGGCGGAGUUGAUCGAAAACGGGUACGAAUGUGUGGUGGUCGAUAACCUGUGCAACUCGUCUUACGAGUCGGUUGCUAGGUUGCAACUGCUUACAGACCACUACAUUCCAUUUUGCGAGGUUGAUCUUUGCGACCGCGAGGGUCUCGCAAAGGUGUUUGAAGAGUACAAUAUCGACUCCGUGAUCCACUUUGCCGGUUUGAAGGCGGUUGGUGAGUCGACGCAGAUCCCUUUGAGAUAUUUCCACAACAAUAUUCUCGGAACGCUGGUUCUGCUGGAGUUGAUGGAGCAGUACAAUGUGUCGAAAUUGGUGUUUUCAUCUUCGGCCACGGUGUACGGUGAUGCCACCAGAUUCCCUAACAUGAUUCCCAUCCCUGAAGAGUGUCCAUUGGGCCCAACCAACCCAUACGGUCACACCAAAUUUACGAUCGAGAAGAUCCUGAACGAUCUGUACUUGAGUAACAAGAGCAUGUGGAAGUUUGCUAUUCUACGUUACUUCAACCCUAUCGGUGCGCAUCCUUCGGGACUCAUCGGAGAGGAUCCCCUGGGCAUUCCAAAUAAUCUGUUGCCAUACAUGGCUCAGGUCGCUGUUGGGAGACGUGAAAAGUUAUAUGUGUUUGGCGAUGACUACGAAACGAGGGAUGGCACUCCAAUUAGGGACUACAUCCAUGUGGUUGACCUGGCCAAAGGUCAUAUUGCCGCCCUAAAGUACUUGGACCACAAUGCAAGCGAAGGUAUAUGUCGUGAGUGGAAUUUGGGUUCCGGUACAGGUUCGACAGUUUUUGAGGUUCACCGUGCCUUCUGCAACGCUUCCGGUAAGGACAUCCCUUACGAGGUCACCGGCAGAAGGGCAGGUGAUGUUGUCAAUUUGACUGCAAAACCCGAUCGAGCAGAGAGGGAGCUGAAAUGGCACACGGAGUUGGAUGUUGGUAUGGCUUGUUCAGAUCUUUGGAAAUGGGCCACGGGGAACCCAUACGGGUACCAAUUAAAGGGAGUUGAAGCAAAAUUCGGUGAAGAAGUGAAUGACUAUGAAAGUCGUUUCAUCACAAUUGGCUCUGGCCGCAGGUUUGAAGCUACUCUGGCCAAUGUUGGUGCUACUUUAGUCGAUUUGAAGGUUGAUGGACAAUCAGUUGUGUUGGGAUACCCAGAAGGCAAGGAUUAUUACUGCAAGGAUACAUGUUAUGUUGGUGCCACAAUUGGACGUUACGCAAACCGUAUUGCUAAAGGUACAUUCUCAUUGGAAGAUGGCGUUCAUAAAUUGACUGUUAAUAAUGCAGGAAACUCAAAUCAUAGCAGUGUUAGUUCGUUCCAUUUGAAAAAGUUCAUGGGUCCAUUGGUCAGAUGUCCUUCAGAGGAUGUCUUCACUGCUGAAUUUCUUUUGUUGGAUGAUCAUUCUGAGACCAAUGAGUUCCCAGGUGAUUUGCAUGUUUCUGUGAAAUACACUUUGAAUGUCGCUGAAAAGACUUUGGAUAUCGGUUAUCAAGCACAGUUGCUGAACGGUGAAUCCACACCUAUCAACAUGACGAAUCAUACUUAUUUCAACCUAAACAAGGUGCACAAUGAGGAUUCAUUCCGCGGUACGGAAAUCAAAGCAGUCUCCAAUAAAUCCGUUGAUGUUGAUUCUACUGGUAUUCCAACUGGUAAAAUUGUUGAUAGAGAAAUUGCUACUUUCAACUCAGUCAAACCAACAGUUCUACGCAAGGAUGGUCCAGCAUAUGAUUAUGCUUUUAUUGUCGAAGAAAAUAAGAAUUUGAAAGGUACAGAUUCUACACGCGAUAAUGAACUGGUUUCUGUUGUUACAGCUACGAACCCAGAGUCAGGUAUUUCUAUAGAAGUUUUGACAACAGAACCAAGCUUCCAAUUGUACACAGGGGAUUUCUUAUGUGCUGGUUUCGCUCCAAGAUCUGGUUUUGCUGUUGAGCCAGGUAGAUAUGUUGAUGCCGUUAACCAAAAAGAAUGGAAAGAUACCGUUAUUUUGAAACGCGGCGAAGUUUACGGUUCGAGAAUUCAAUACAAAUUCAAAGAAUAG